Ictalurus furcatus (blue catfish) is the source of this 1739-nucleotide messenger RNA. RefSeq lists its product as uncharacterized. The transcript has 2 exons. NCBI's taxonomy places the organism in Eukaryota, Metazoa, Chordata, Actinopteri, Siluriformes, Ictaluridae. Bases 67 to 873 code for a protein of 268 amino acids. The record is from RefSeq and is a predicted model, not a curated record.
UAGCCUUGUUUACGUUUCACAUUUCUCACUUACCGCUGUUCUGUUUAAAAAAAAAAAAAAACAAACAUGUCUGCUGUCUCUCCGGUUUUGAGUGCAGAUGAGGACUCGCUCGAGCUUCACAUGGUGCGGCUGGAACUGGAGGAUGUGGAGAAGCAGAUCCGCGGCCUACUCGACAAGCAGGCCCAGCUGCUGGAGCGACAAACUGCGCUGGAAACAUCUUGUGCCUCUGCCCACAUAUCCAAGGUAAGCACACAGCGUGGUAUUUCCACUCCCAGCCCCUCUACGCCGUGUGUUUCUCUGUGCAGGGACCGUGCACCUAGGACUUUCCCAGCCGUGGUCUCCGUCACGCCGGCGCCAACACACCUCGGGCCUUGGGUGAACCAGCGGCGGAAGGCGCGGGCUGGACCCUCUCCACCUCCGGUGUUCGAGAUUCCAACCAGGAACCGCUUCGCCCCUCUCCGCCAGACCAGACCCAACGCUGUGAUCGUCGGGGACUCCAUUGUGCGGAACGUCCGUGUAGCCUCAUCUAAAGGUAAGGUGCGCACACACUGUUUUUCUGGUGCUUGUGUCCUUGAUGUCGCUGCGCAGGUAUCCGGGAUCCUGAAGAAGGACGAGCGCAUUGGAGCGGUUGUGCUGCACGCGGGGACGAACGACACCAGGCUGCGGCAGACGGAGGUUCUGAAGAGGGACUUCUCCAGCCUGAUAGAGACGGUACGAGGCAGAUCACCCACCGCGAAGAUCAUCGUCUCUGGACCUCUUCCCACAUACAGACGUGGAGCAGAAAAGUUGUUUCGUCCUGAUGGCCUGCACCCCAGCAGCCUUGGAGCGGAACUGCUAUCAGACAACAUUUCCAAGGCGCUACACUCCAAGUGACUGCCUAGCGUAAGUACAUCUUCCAAUAAUAACAACAUUCAGUAUAAUCAAUGUUCAAUUAAAAAUCCGGCACCGGUAGUACAUACUAUAGAGACUGUGUCUGUUCCCCGAGCUAUACAAAUAUAUAGAAAAUCUCGGAAAGUCUAUCUUCGUAACCUAAUUAACAUAAAAUUAAAUCAUAUUGAAUGCACAGCCAGCACUUUUGAUCUGAAGCUAGGACUAUUAAACAUUAGAUCUCUUGCGUCUAAGGCUCUUAUUGUUAACGACAUCAUUACUGAUCAGGAAUGUAAUUUAAUGUGUUUAACAGAAACUUGGAUUAAACCAAACGAGUACAUAGCAUUAAAUGAAGCCAGUCCUCCUGGAUACAGUUAUGUACAUCAGCCUCGUUCAACUGGUAGAGGAGGAGGUGUUGGUCUCAUCCAUAGUAAAAAUCUAGUCGUCACACAAAAACCUAAGCAUAAAUUUAAUUCUUUUGAAAUUCUUUAUACCAGUAUAAGUUAUGUAGCCACAAAAAAUAAGUCAAUUCCUCUAAUUAUUAUUUACAGACCCCCAGGGCCAUAUACUGAAUUUCUUAGUGAAUUUGCAGACUUUGUCUCAAACCUGGUUGUGUCUGUAGAUAAAGCAUUAAUCGUCGGAGACUUUAAUAUUCAUUUUGAUAACCUGGAAGACCCUCUAAGAUUAGCGGUUGUGUCCAUCUUAGAUUCAGUAGGGAUUAAUCAGAACGUAAUCGGGCCUACUCAUAAUGGUGGUCACACUCUUGACCUCAUACUAACAUACGGACUAAGUAUAGAAAAUAUUAUCAUUCUUCCGCAGUCUGAAGUUGUCUCAGACCAUUAUCUUAUCUCGUUCAUAAUACGAAUUGAUCA